Messenger RNA from Arabidopsis thaliana (thale cress), 999 nucleotides. RefSeq names its product Glycosyl hydrolase superfamily protein. Gene Ontology annotation, biological process: carbohydrate metabolic process. The record is from RefSeq and is marked reviewed. NCBI's taxonomy places the organism in Eukaryota, Viridiplantae, Streptophyta, Magnoliopsida, Brassicales, Brassicaceae. Bases 1 to 999 code for a protein of 332 amino acids. The transcript is spliced from 2 exons. Gene Ontology annotation, molecular function: hydrolase activity; chitin binding.
AUGACUUCUACUGUGAUUCUGGGAUCCCCCUCCGCCGAGGUAAAAGCUUCGUACUGGUUCCCAGAUGGAGAGACCCAGGACCCCAUAACCUCGGCCGAAACCAUUCCCUCAGCUCUCUUCACUCACCUUUUCUGCGCCUUCGCCGAUCUCGACGCUAACUCCCACAAAGUUUUUGUCUCCCAAGCGCACGAAUUCAUAUUUUCCACCUUCACGGAAACCGUCAAGAUUCGAAACCCUCAGGUGAAGACCCUCUUGUCCAUCGGCGGAAAAAAUGCAAACAAUUCUGCGUUUGCGUCCAUGGCAAGUAACCACCAGUCUCGGAAAACGUUCAUUGAUUCUUGGAUUUUUAUCGCUAGAUCCAACGGAUUCCAUGGUCUCGAUUUAGCCUGGGAGUACCCGUACAGUGAUCAUGAGAUGACCGACUUUGGGAAUCUAGUUGGAGAAUUGCGAGCAGCGGUUGAGGCCGAGAGCAGACGCAGCAGCAAACCGACUUUGCUGUUGACCGCUGCGGUUUACUACUCCUCGGUUUACAAGACGUUUACCUACCCGGUUCAAGUGAUGAGAGAAAGCUUGGAUUGGGUUAAUAUUAUAGCCUAUGAUUUUUACGGACCGGUGUCGUCCUCCAAAUUUACCGUUCCAACCGCCGGUCUGCACGUUUCUUCUAACAACGAAGGUCCAAGCGGCGACUCUGGUUUGAAACAGUGGAUUAAGGACGGACUUCCCGAGAAGAAAGCAGUCUUGGGAUUCUCCUACGUUGGCUGGGCCUGGACUCUCCAAAACGAUAAAGAUACCGGUUAUAAUGCGGCCGCUGCCGGCGUAGCCAAAUCUGAGGAUGACGUAUCUGAGGACGGUUCUAUAAACUAUGCUCAGAUAAACAAGUUCAUAAGGGAUGAGGAAGCAGCAAAGGUUUAUGACCCCAAGGUUGUCGGACAUUAUUGUUUCGCCAAGAAGAUUUGGAUUGGGUACGAAGAUACUCAGAGCGUCGAGGCCAAAGUGUGA